Gopherus flavomarginatus (Mexican gopher tortoise) is the source of this 3419-nucleotide messenger RNA. It is a transcript of the gene EMID1, whose product is annotated as EMI domain containing 1. The record is from RefSeq and is a predicted model, not a curated record. The transcript is spliced from 16 exons. Gene Ontology annotation, molecular function: protein binding. Lineage: Eukaryota; Metazoa; Chordata; Testudines; Testudinidae. Bases 452 to 1858 code for a protein of 468 amino acids.
AGUCGAAAGAAGGGGGCAGGACUUUGAGCUGCCCUUAAUCGCUUUUCCCUUUGCCAAACAUCCCAGCGGUAAGAGCAACGCUGGGCAGAGCGCGAGAGGAGAAAAAGCUGGCUUGCAAUAGCCCCCAGCCCCUCUGCCUGUGCCCUGAGGAAGUGCUAGAGUGCUGGAAGGGCCGUGCAGGGAGGAUUGGCAGCGCUGAUCUGAGUUCUCUCCCCCUGUCCCUGCAAGCUCAGCCUCCUCCUUCUUGAUCCCAGCUAAACCUGGGCUUUAUUCCGACCAGGCCUGGCACUGGGCCACUACACUUCUCGCAAGUCCCUGUGCCAAGGGGGCUUCUCUUUUUUUCUCAAUGAGAGAUCCUUGAGCGUCGAGCACGUCGGGGGGAUCGGCUGAGUUCCAGAAGGAUCAAGGGUUCUGCGUGAGCUCAGAAGCUCUGGCCCCACAGACGGACACGAUGAGCACGCAGCAGCUCAGCUGGAUGAGAUGCCUGCCAGCUGCCCUGUGGCUGUGCUGCCUGCUGCCUGAGGGGAGUUGCACCUGGAGCCUGGCAGGACUCCAGUACGCCAACCGAAGGAACUGGUGCUCGUACAUAGUCACAAGGACAGUUUCCUGCCAUGUCCAGAAUGGCACCUUCCUGCAGAGGGUGUUCCAAGGCUGCCGCUGGCCUGGGGGCUGCAACGGAGGCAGCUACAGAGCCAUCGUGAGACCAGCGUACAAGGUGGCCUACAAGACGGUCACAGCUCUGGAGUGGAAGUGCUGCCCAGGCCACUCGGGGGUCAGCUGCGAAGAAGAGACCAUCAGCUACGUUGCCCCACAGGAAGCCGGCCGUCCCAGUGCCCCGCUGCGCAGGCUCCCCCUCCGACCAGCAUCCUACUCAGGGUGUUUGAAUUGCAGCAAAGUGGUGGAACUGACGACGCGUCUCAACAGCCUGGAAGCCCAGGUGGCAUUGCUGUCAGCAGCCGAGUCUGCAACCUCCUCAGUACCCAACAGACACCUCGUAACCAAGGGGGCUGCCCCCUCAGAUUCCUACCAGCUCUGGAGGUCUCCAUCCACCCAUGGGAGUCCUGGGGAUGAAGGUGUGAAAGGGAACACAGGAGUGGGAGAGACGCUGCAGGGUGCCGGUCCCGGACGGGAUGGGAAACCGGGGCCCCAAGGACCCCCAGGCCCGUCGGGUCCCAAGGGAGAUGCUGGGAGCCAGGGGCCAUCAGGAAUCCCUGGAGCCAAGGGUCCCGCUGGACCACCAGGCCCCCCAGGUCCGCCAGGGCGGGAUGGUGCAAGGGGCAUCCCUGGAGAGAAGGGAUUUCCGGGCCUUCCAGGGCCCCCGGGACCCCCAGGGCCCCCUGCCCCAGUGGGGCCUACAAUAUCCCGCAUCGCUGACCCAAGGGACCCGCUUCUGUCAAACACCUUCACCGAAUCUGGCAGCGUUGGCACCAUGGGGCCUGCGGGACCCCCAGGGCCUUCAGGGCCAAUGGGUCCUCUGGGCCCCCCGGGGCCAGUCGGGCUGCCAGGCCCUCCGGGGCACGAUGGUUUACCCGGAGCGCCAGGUGCUGACGGAGCCACUGGACCCCCGGGGGAGAAAGGAGACAGAGGGCAGCCGGGUCCAAAAGGCGAACAGGGGGAGAAGGGCACCUGGGCCAUUAGCUUACAAUCCUUCCUACAGCAGCAGGCCCAGCUGGAGCUCCUGGCUAGAAGGGUCACCUUGCUGGAAGCCAUCAUCUGGCCAGAGCCAGAGCCGGGUUCAGGUGCCGAACCCUUCCCCACUAGCGCCCCCAGCUUCCACCGGGGCAAGCGCGACAGGCUGGCAGGCUACAGAAUCAGCCCACACCAGCUGGCCCAGAAGGCAAAGGACGAGAGCAAGUGAAGAAGGGGCAGCCCACCCCGAGCGGGGGGCAUCUCCCCAAGCAUGAAGGCCCCCUUGGGUAUGCCCCCGCCCCCUCCCCACAUCGUUCUGGACUGUGGCAUGAAGAAACGCUCGAGGAGCCUGCCCAGGCCGUGGCGCUGGCCGGCGUGAUGUCGUAUUUAUUUGUGCUCUCAUUCUAAAGAGGCCUGUACCCAGAGCUAUGUGUGUACUAACUGACCCCCUGCUGGCUCCAGGACACCCCCCUCCCCGUGCUCCCCUCAUUGUACUGCAGGGGGCACUCGUAAUCUCUUGGUGCUAUUGUGUGGGAUGUCUUCUAGAUGACCUUGGCCUGUAGCUCCCGGCCUGGCAGGGAUGGCACAGGGGGCUCCGUUCCCCCUCCUGCCCCCAAACUGCAGAGGGUUUAUCCUGGGCACAUACCAGGAAUUCAGUCUUUGGCUCCCGCACUGAGGGGGUGCAGGGGAUGCUACCUUGGCCUUUCCUAGUCCCCAGGGACUGGCUCAGCCCCAUGGAGCCAAGUUCUUGCCUUUUCACUUGUGAAUCCAGCCCCCGAGCAGGGGCAGCUGGCACCUGUAGCGCUGCCCAGCACUAUGCUCUCCACCAGUCCGUUACCUCGUUAUGGGUUUGGGCCCCGGCAGCCCCUGAGCAGCUCUGCCCGUACCACUGGACACUAGCACUAAGGUGGGGCGGCUCCAGCUGAACACUGAAAACCAGGCUGAGCCUGGGUGCAGCAUACACCUGCUCGAACCCUGCCGGGCUGGGCUCUGGCUGCCUGCUCUUGGCCGCCCUGCUUGUCUCUGAUUGUCCAGACCUCUCUCAGGCCCAGGGGCUUCCACCAUCCAGCCCAUUCUUCCCCCAAACCAUGUGGAGAGCAGCCCAUGACCCAACAGCCAGGCCCCCACACCGGCUGCUGUGCUGGGAAGGUGUCUGCACACAGAUGGGGAUGAUGCUAGAACCCACUGUGGCAGGGGCACCCUGCAGCUCAGGCAGUCUUGCUCCCAUGUGCUGGCUUCUUCCACCCCAAAGGCUUUACCUGGACCAACAGUUCUUCUGGGGCAGGCUCCAGCUGAGUCUCAGGCAGGUCCCCUUCCAGCAUCCCCAGCCCCACCCUGGGCACCUUCCCCCAGGAAGGAGGGAUCUUCCACCUGGAGGCCAAAGUGUCAUCAAGGGCAGUCGCCAUGGGCAUGGCUGAACGCAGGCAGAGGCCAGGCCUCAGCUCCCUGCUCCAUCUCCUUGAUCAGCAUUCCCUCAGCUAACCAUGGCUGGGGAGGGCUCCAAGGGAGACAUAACCAAAACCUACCUAGCAGCAGCACAGCCUUGCCCCACCUCCGACCAUCCUUCCCUGUGGGCCCUGAGACCCACUAACAACUGGGAGAGCUGCUGUAAAAUAGGGAGAAAGGCCAGGAGCAGGGAAGUCUGGGGCCAUUAGGACGGAGGCCUGUCUGAAACCAGCAACCAGUGCAAUCCUGCCACCAACUGCACAAACGGCUGGGGAGGGAACCUGCCUUUGUAUUGUGUAUGCUCAUGAUCCCGGCCAAGCGGGGGACAAAUGGUCUAAAGGUCA